GAGCACCCACGAGAGAGAUUAACCCUCCUGCUGAGCAUCGUGUUAAUAUACCACCACCGGGAAUGACUAACAGUGAGGUGAGCUCAUCUUAUUACUCAUCCGGGCCUCAACAAACUGCCAAGCCACCCCCACAUCCAACCUUGGCCCUGGGAUUCAGCAAGAGCAACUUCCAAUACGACGAGCUAGCAGCUGCAACCGGAGGAUUUGGGAAGGACAAUCUUCUGGGAGAAGGUGGUUUUGGUUAUGUUUAUAAAGGAGUCUUAUCUAAUGGCAAGGAGAUAGCUGUUAAAAGUCUUAAAUCUGGAAGCUGCCAGGGAGAACGAGAAUUCCAGGCUGAGGUUGAGAUCAUUAGUCGUGUUCAUCAUCGACACCUUGUCUCUCUGGUUGGUUAUUGCAUGGCGGAUGAUAAAAGGAUGCUAGUUUAUGAAUUUGUCCCAAAUGGUACUCUUGAGCAUCAUCUUCAUGGGAAGAGUGGUGGAGUCAUGGAUUGGCCAUUUAGGAUUCAAACUGCAGUUGGAUCAGCUAAAGGUUUCGCUUAUCUUCAUGAGGAUUGUCAUCCUCGCAUCAUCCACAGAGAUAUCAAGACUUCAAACAUAUUACUUGACGACCAAUAUGUAGCCAAGGUGGCAGAUUUUGGAUUGGCUAAGCUCUCUUCUGACAACUAUACUCAUGUAUCAACGCGUAUAAUGGGAACAUUUGGAUAUCUAGCACCUGAGUACGCAUCAAGCGGAAAGCUGACGGAGAAAUCUGAUGUCUAUUCUUUCGGUGUUAUGCUCUUGGAGCUGAUAUCCGGAAAGCGUCCGGUCGAUGUCAACUCAGAAGGUGAUACUCUUGUCGACUGGGCGAGGCCUAUCCUAAUGGAUGCAGUAGAGGGUGGAAGCUUCGACGAGCUGGUCGAUCCCAGGUUGGAGAACAACUAUAAUCCUGAUGAGAUGCUACGCAUGAUAGCCUGUUCUGCUGCAUGCAUCAGACAGUCUGCCAGGAGACGCCCAAAAAUGAGCCAGGUGUGUGUUCAUUAUCUUUCAUUCUAG
Daucus carota subsp. sativus is the source of this 1031-nucleotide messenger RNA. RefSeq names its product putative proline-rich receptor-like protein kinase PERK6. The record is from RefSeq and is a predicted model, not a curated record. Lineage: Eukaryota; Viridiplantae; Streptophyta; Magnoliopsida; Apiales; Apiaceae. Bases 63 to 1031 code for a protein of 322 amino acids. Gene Ontology annotation, biological process: protein phosphorylation. The transcript has 6 exons. Gene Ontology annotation, molecular function: ATP binding; protein kinase activity.